UGCCCCAUCAUUAGUGCGUCAGUGGGAGGAAUAGUGCCCCAUCAUUGGUGUCAGUGGAGGAAUAGUGCCCCAUCAUUGGUGUCAGUGGGAGGAAUAGUGCCGCAUCAUUGGUGUCAGUGGGAGGAUAGUGCCCCAUCAUUGGUGUCAGUGGGAGGAAUAGUGCCCCAUCAUUGGUGUCAGUGGGAGGAAUAUUGCCCCAUCAUUGGUGUCAGUGGGAGGAAUAGUGCCCCAUCAUUGGUGUCAGUGGGAGGAAUAGUGCCCCAUCAUUGGUGUCAGUGGGAGGAAUAGUUCCCCAUCAUUGGUGUCAGUGGGAGGAAUAGUGUCCCAUCAUUGGUGUCAGUGAAGGAAUAGUGCCCCAUCGUUGGUGUCAGUGUGAGGAAUAGUGCCCCAUCAUUGGUGUCAGUGGGAGGAAUAG
Molecule: messenger RNA, 415 nt
Organism: Staurois parvus
Lineage: Eukaryota; Metazoa; Chordata; Amphibia; Anura; Ranidae
Source: the annotation of a GenBank genome assembly